Molecule: messenger RNA, 887 nt
Organism: Juglans regia (Persian walnut)
Lineage: Eukaryota; Viridiplantae; Streptophyta; Magnoliopsida; Fagales; Juglandaceae
Product: ethylene-responsive transcription factor ERF098-like
Exons: 1
Coding region: 191-613 (140 amino acids)
Biological process (GO): ethylene-activated signaling pathway; regulation of DNA-templated transcription
Molecular function (GO): DNA-binding transcription factor activity; DNA binding
Source: RefSeq, a predicted model, not a curated record
CCUUAAGCCAUCGUCUCUCCUUGAACACCCAUAUACGUCGCCCCAAAACUUCAAUCUCCGUCAAAGGUUCCUUGGCACGUUUAAAUUUUCUUCUUCGAUUGCAUAUUAUGUCAACUUGCACACCACUUAUGUGCAUUUUCCACCCAGUAUAAAAGCUAGCUAGCUAGAGUGAAGUAGGAUGAGCUAAACCAUGGAAGAAACCCCCAAGUGUAGUAGUGUCAAAGAUCAAGAUGGAGAUCAAAAAGAUGUCCGAUACCGGGGAGUGAGAAGGCGCCCUUGGGGCAAAUUCGCAGCGGAGAUUCGUGACUCAACAAGACAAGGUGCCCGGUUGUGGCUCGGGACGUUUAACACGGCGGAGGAGGCUGCAAGGGCUUAUGAUCAGGCUGCCUAUUCAAUGAGGGGUAACAUGGCCAUACUAAACUUCCCUCAUGAAUAUCCUCCUUCACCCAAUCUUUAUUCUCCUAAUUCUGCUUCCUCAUCAACCUUCCAAAAUGUGGAAAGGACAUCAUCAAGGAGUCAUGAGCUUGGUAAAGAGGUUUUUGAGUUCGAGUAUUUUGAUGAUAAGUUGUUGGAAGAACUUCUUGAUUUUGAAAACAAGGCGAAGAACAAGUGAAAGACUUUGUGAUUUCAAAAUUUCCUUCAAUCCAAAAACAACGACAGCGAGACUAGGAAUAAGAAAUUAUGGUAAUGGGGCAUCGUAAUCCUUCGAUAAACUAGUGGAUCGGAUCGAUCUACCUGUGUUGUCAUAGUCUCUGUUGUCUUCUUUCCUUUGAAUCUGUUUUUUUUUUUUUUUUUUUUUUAUUUGAAGUAGUGUCGGCCUUGACUUGUUUGGAGGAUUGUGCGAGUACCAUUUGUGGUAAGAAAAGUUGCCAUGUCAGACCUCUGAG